Molecule: messenger RNA, 2356 nt
Organism: Pantherophis guttatus
Lineage: Eukaryota; Metazoa; Chordata; Lepidosauria; Squamata; Colubridae
Gene: ACP7
Product: acid phosphatase 7, tartrate resistant (putative)
Molecular function (GO): acid phosphatase activity; metal ion binding
Source: RefSeq, a predicted model, not a curated record
CCCUGUGCCCCUCCCGGAAAGGGCCUGCGAGGGCGGGGCUGCUCGGUGGUUCGCGCCCCGAAUGCUGGGCUGGGGGCGGGGCCUGCGGGGGCGGGGCGGGGCCCUGGGACUCAGCCGGGAAGUGGAGGCGGCGGCGGCGGCCGGAUUGCAACGCCGUGUCUUGUGACCCGCCGGGCGGCCCGGCUCGGGCUGCGGGGCUUCGGCGGGGGCAUGGGCAUGGGCCGCGGGGCGAGGCUGCUGGGCUUCUGCCUGUGGCUGUGGCUGCCCCGGCUGCGGGUCCAGGGGCCGCGGCCCGCCCAGCCGGAGCAGGUGCAUCUGUCUUACCCAGGAGACCCCUCCUCCAUGGUGGUCACCUGGACGACCUUUGACCCAGCCGAGUCCCUUGUGCUCUUUGGCCAGGCUCCAGGAAAGGCCCUUCCUCACAAGGCCAGCGGAAAUGCCACACGCUUUGUGGAUGGGGGCAGCCUGGGCCGUGCCAUGUUCAUCCACCGAGUGACCCUCCGGGGCCUUCUGCCGGGACAGAGCUACGUCUAUCGCUGUGGGAGCCCGUGGGGCUGGAGCCAACGCUAUGGCUUCCGAGCACUGCAGAACGGCAGCAGCUGGAGCCCCCGAUUCGCCCUAUUUGGAGACAUGGGCCUGGAGAACCCCCAGUCCUUGUCCCGGUUGCAGAGGGAGACUCAGCAGGGCUGGUACGACGCAGUGCUGCACAUAGGAGAUUUUGCCUACGACCUGGACUCGGAUAAUGCCCUCGUCGGAGAUGCCUUCAUGCGGAAAAUCGAGGCAGUGGCUGCCUUUGUGCCAUAUAUGACUUGCCCGGGAAAUCACGAGGAGAAGUACAAUUUCUCCAACUACCGGUCCCGCUUCAGCAUGCCUGGAGACACCGAGAGCCUCUGGUACAGCUGGGAUGUAGGCCCUGCUCACCUCAUUACCUUCUCCACGGAGGUGUAUUUCUUCCUGGACUACGGGGAGCAGCUGGUAGCCAAGCAGUUCCAGUGGCUGGAGAGGGACCUCCAGGAGGCAAACCAGCCUGCGCGGCGUGGGGAACGCCCCUGGAUCAUCACCAUGGGGCAUCGGCCCAUGUACUGCUCCAACAACGACAAGGAUGACUGCACCCAGUACGAGAGCAUCGUUCGCAAAGGACUGAAGCCAAACCGUUAUGGCCUGGAGGAUCUUUUCUUCAAAUACGGGGUAGAUCUGAUGCUGUGGGCUCACGAGCAUUCCUACGAACGGCUCUGGCCCGUCUACAACUACAAGGUUUACAAUGGGAGCACCGCAGCCCCUUAUACCAAUCCCAGCACUCCCGUCCACAUUAUCACUGGAUCAGCUGGUUGCAAGGAGCAGCUGGACCCCUUCAUCCCAGACCCGCGAGAAUGGAGUGCUGUGCGGAUUGAGGAUUAUGGGUACGCCCGCAUGCAGAUCGUCAACAUGACCCACCUCUGGUUGGAGCAGGUCUCAGAUGACCAGAAUGGGAAGGUCGUGGAUAAGAUUUGGCUGAUCAAAGACCGGCAUGGCCCCAGGGCCUGGCACUGACCCUCCAGGCCGGAAGGUCUGAGGAGGCAUCGCGGCCACCUUCUGGUCCGGACAGCUGGCCAGGAUUUCACCUUCUGAGCUCCAGCAGCUUCAACUGCAAACUGGCAGUGGGUUCUCUGGUGGUUUGCAUGACCCCAAAUGUGAUCCCGGCUACAGAGGGCAUCAAAAAGUCAAGAUGGAGACCUUGACCCAUGGAGAAAAAAGAGGAGGAGCUUCAGUGAUGUGGCUGCAGCUGCCCUCCUGAUGCCCCCCUGUACUUGUCCGUCUGCCCAGCCUGAAUUUAGAGUUAGCUUGAGAGAGGAAUAAUGUUUUCAUGUCCUUGGUGCAAACUGUCCCAACUUCAGACGGAUGGGAAUGGGCUUUCUGCCUGCAGGGGCUCACAUCUCAAAUCUCUCUCCUCCUUUAAUCCACUUCUUGCUGUCUCUUCCUCCCAGGCAGCUGUUUUAACACUCUAAGAAUUGAGGACUUGAUUCAGCUGUGUGACGUGUAAUGAACUAAAAGGAUCUUGUUUGUAGAACUGCGUAGGGUGCAGUGACUUGCUGUGAAUUUUUCUGAAGGACUUUAAGACGGCUUUCUCUCAUGCUCUGCUCUCCAGAGAUUCUUUUGGCAUAACGCCCAUCAUUGUCAGACAAAUUAGGGAUUGUAGCCCGAAGCUCUGGAGGAUGGCAGACCAGCCAAUGGCAAGAAGGGUUAUGGGUACCCACAAAUUUAUGGGAUGCUGAUCUUGACUGUAGCAUUAAAGACAAGCGUGAUUUUUAAGCAAAUAAUUACUUGAAAUAAAAGUCAGAAAUAAAAGGAGACAAGAAAAAAAGCGUUUAUUUUUAAA